CCUGCUCGCCCCACCCACCACCUCUCCGCCUCCUCCCCCUCCAGCCGAUCCGCUGAACUCUCCCGGGCCGAGGCUUCCAGGGAGCCGGGGACUGAUCGCAUCCAGCCGGGCAGGAGAGCCGCCAGCAAGAUGAAGACGAGCUGCUGAACGCUGACAUAUCCUGAUGUAGCCGAAGACGACUGCCGAUCGAUCCCUCGCUGCCCGGGAUCCGGAGACAUUGGAGGGAGAGCGCAGUCCAGGGGGAGAGCGAGACACUUAGUUAAUUCAUUCCAAAGAGUGUGGACAAUGAGUGCGCAAGAUGUGACUGUCAAGACAGAAAAAACGGAAGAGGUCCUCCAGCCUGUGCUGUGGAAACAGAAGGCCAAAAAUUCUGCCAAAAACAAAAUGGAAGAUGGCGCCGAGGAGGUGCCGGCUGAAAUCUGCGUGGUUAUCGGAGAAAACCGCAAUCAGCAGAAUAUCGGUGGAGACUCUCCGGACAGACACACAGCAGCCAUGAGCAGGGAAACGUCUUGGAGCGGGGGCAGCCGUCCACGGAACAUCCCUCCAAGAAUCAGCACAUCUUCUCCAGGGUCUUACGAAUGUGGAAUUUGUCGGAAAAAGUACACGUAUUACAACUGCUUCCAGACUCACGUCCGAGCGCACAUAGACAAUAAAGCCGCAUCUGUAGAAGGAGUGUCGUCGCAGGGAAACAAUUUUCGCUACACGUGCGACGUCUGUGGCAAAAAGUACAAAUAUUACAGCUGUUUCCAGGAGCACAGAGACUUACAUGCCGUGGAUGACACCUAUAUCCAUAUGAUGGUAACGUCAGGGGACAUAAAAGAAGAGGACUUAGAAUCAUGUGUCAAACUUGGUCCAAAAACCGGUAAUUAUAUGUGUGAGUUCUGUGGCAAGCAGUACAAAUAUUACACCCCGUACCAGGAGCACGUAGCUCUGCACACCCCUCUCAAAACUGCAUUCAACCAAGACCUGGAAGCCAAGCAGCCCAACAACUACGAGGAAAACAACAGCAAUUCUCAGCACUCCAGCGCCGGCUCAAGUCGGACACAUGCAGGGAUGUCAGACAUGUUGGGUGGAAGUGGAGGAGGCAGCAGCAUGACCAACUGGCAGAAGGAAGCCGCCAGUCCGAUGACCUCCAGCUCGUUCCCGCUCAUGCAAGGCAAAGGAUGGAAGAAGAAGAUGAAAAGAAAGGAGGAAACAAACAACAAGUCUGUGAAAGAAGACAAAAGUGGUAAAGUAGAAGAACCGUACACUUGUGGGGCAUGCGGGAUUCAGUUCCAGUUUUACAACAAUCUCCUGGAGCACAUGCAGUCACACGCCGCUGACAAUGAGAACAACAUGACCACCAGCCAGCCCAGGUCACUGCCGCCAGCAGAGGAGAACUGGAAGUCUCAGCCCCAAAGAAACAACACAAAUAACACAGCUGCAGUGUCUUCUGCACCAGUGCCGGCUGCCAACAACUCUGUCCCUGAAAAGGAGCGCCAACACAUUGCAGAAAGGCUUCUGAGGGUAAUGUGCGCCGACCUGGGAGCUCUGAGCGUGAUCAACGGCAAAGACUUCCUGAAGCUGGCACAGACCCUUGUAGACACUGGAGCUCGCUACGGGUCCUUCUCAGUCAACGAAAUUCUGGGUAACAUGAACACGCUAGCAUUGAAGCAUCUACCACGAAUGUACAACCAAGUCAAAGUCAAGGUGACCUGCGCCCUGGGCAGCAACAUCUGCUUGGGGAUCGGGGUCACCUGUCAUUCACAAAGCGUCGGUUCGGACUCGUGUUACAUCCUCAUCGCAUAUCAGGCGGAAGGAAAUCAGAUAAAACGCUACGUGUUGGGCAUUAAAGACAUGGACAGUAGAGACAGCGGCGAAUUCAUCCACCAGUGGGUGCAGAACGUCCUCUCGGAGUUUGUCAUGUCGGAGAUUAGGACGGUGUACGUAACGGACUGCAAAGUUAACUCUUCCGCUUUCUCCAAGGUCGGGACGUGCUUACGCUGUUCCGCAUGCUCCUUGAACUCUGUGGUACAAAGCGUAUUGAACAAGCGCACGUUGCAGGCCCGUAACAUGCACGAUGUCAUAGAACUAUUGAAUGUCACUGAGGAGCUGGCAGGGUCGACCGGUAUCGCCAGGGAGACGUUCGGUUCCUUGGAAGAAAGCUCUCCUCCUCCUUGCUGGAACUCUGUCACAGACUCCCUUUUGCUUGUCCACGAGCGAUACGAGCAAAUCUGUGAAUUUUACAGCCGGGCAAAGAAACUGAACAUCAUCCAAAACCUCAACAAACAUCUACUGAGUAAUUUAGCUGCCAUAUUGGCCCCAGUGAAGAAAGCCGUCAUCGAGCUCAGCAACGAGCGCAGACCAACCCUACAGCUUGUUCUUCCCACCUACGUCAAGCUGGAGAAGCUCUUCACCUCCAAGGCCAACGAUGCCGGGGUCAUCAGCAAGCUCUGCCACCUGUUCCUCGAAGCUUUGAAGGAGAACUUCAAGGUCGAGUCUGCACACAAAGUCGCCAUGAUUUUGGACCCUCAGCAGAAACUGCGGCCCGUUCCUCCCUAUCAGCACGAAGAGAUCAUCAGUAAAGUGUGUGAACUGAUCCACGAGGUCAGAGACGGGGCAGAGGAGACUGAGUUUGAAGCUCCAACCAAAAAACCUAGACAAUCCACCGAGACGACCAAAGUUCAAGAAGAUGAUCGGCUGGGGAAGAACGAAGUCUACGACUAUCUACAGGAACCUAUUUUUCAAGUGACUCCGGACCUUUUCCAGUACUGGUCAUCGGUUUCCCAAAAACACACGCACCUCUCCAAACUGGCUUUUUGGCUGUUGGCCGUCCCGGCGGUUGGGGCGCGCAGCGAGUGUGUAAAUAUGUGCGAACAGACAUUACUGAUCAAAAGGAGGAGACUUCUCAGCCCCGAGGACAUGAACAAAGUCAUGUUUCUGAAGUCCAAUAUGCUUUGAACUCGGUCGUGUUUUCUUUUUUUGGGGGGGGGGGUGGGGGGG
Molecule: messenger RNA, 2982 nt
Organism: Bufo gargarizans (Asiatic toad)
Lineage: Eukaryota; Metazoa; Chordata; Amphibia; Anura; Bufonidae
Product: zinc finger protein 618-like
Exons: 16
Coding region: 286-2940 (884 amino acids)
Molecular function (GO): protein dimerization activity
Source: RefSeq, a predicted model, not a curated record